Messenger RNA from Sebastes umbrosus (honeycomb rockfish), 1801 nucleotides. RefSeq names its product purine nucleoside phosphorylase 5b (gene pnp5b). The coding region runs from base 136 to 1017 and encodes 293 amino acids. Lineage: Eukaryota; Metazoa; Chordata; Actinopteri; Perciformes; Sebastidae. The record is from RefSeq and is a predicted model, not a curated record. Gene Ontology annotation, molecular function: purine-nucleoside phosphorylase activity. The transcript has 6 exons. Gene Ontology annotation, cellular component: cytoplasm. Gene Ontology annotation, biological process: nucleoside metabolic process.
UGAGGGGGAUGUGGCGGCCCUGUUGUGAAUGGGGGUGUAGGCUACACCUAAAAACCGGUUCCUCCAUCAGGAAACAUUGAGAGACUCAAUUUAACACGGAACAACCUGUCGACUCUUCCUGCAUCACUUCUCAUCAUGUCCGAGAUUGCGUCUGGUGAAAGCUAUGAGGAGUGUCGGACCACAGCUGACUGGCUGCUGUCCAACACGCAGGUGCGUCCCUCCGUGGGAAUCGUGUGCGGUUCUGGUAUGGGGGGGCUGGCUGGGAUGCUGAAGGACCCUCAGGUCUUCAAAUACAGCGACAUUCCCAACUUCCCCCGGAGCACAGUGCAUGGUCACGCUGGCCGGCUGGUGUUUGGAACACUUAAAGGGAAGCCGUGUGUUUGCAUGCAGGGCAGGUUCCACCUGUAUGAGGGCUACCCUAUCCAGAAGAUCACGCUGCCCAUGCGUGUCUUCAAGCUGAUGGGUGUGGAGACGAUCAUCCUGACCAACGCAGCCGGAGGCCUCAACCAGGACUACAAAGUGGGCGACGUCAUGAUCCUCAAGGACCACAUCAACAUGCCGGGGUUCGCUGGAAACAACCCGCUGGCCGGACCAAAUGAUGACAGGUUUGGCGUCCGCUUCCCCUGCAUGUCUGACGCCUACGACCGCGAGCUGCGGCAGUUGGCCCAAGAUGUGGCAUCAGAGCUGGGCUACAGCGACUUCCUGCGAGAGGGAGUGUACUGCGUCCUGGGAGGUCCCUCCUUCGAGACCAUCGCCGAGUGUCGCAUGAUCCACAUGAUGGGCGCUGAUGCUGUUGGGAUGAGCACUGCCCACGAGGUAAUCGUUGCCCGCCACGCCGGGAUGCGCUGCUUCGCCAUGUCGCUGAUCAGCAACCGGGCCGUGAUGGACUACGACAGCCAGGAGAAGGCCAACCACGAAGAAGUCCUGGAGACGGGCAGACUGAGGGCCGUGCAGCUGGAGAAGCUGGUGUCCACCAUGGUGGCCCGGCUGGAGCACAACAACAACAACUCCUUUUGAACAUGCGACUGACUGUACUGGUACCAGGUCAGCUGUCCUGCUUAAUCUCUGCGAGACAGCGAGAGGGUUUUUUUUAAACGCUUGUUAGAACGCUCAAAAAAACUGUAGAGUUAUAAACUCCCAGACUUGACUUACUACUUGAUAAACUAGUUUCUUUGCUUUGUUUCCACACUGGCUGUUACUUUAAGUCUUAAAAUCCUGGAAACUCGUCCACUUUUUUUUUUUAUACACUCCUCUAUCAGCAACGUUUACAUUUUUGAGGUGUACAGAUGAAUGACUUCAGCUCAGUAAUCCUCUGACGAAUCCCUGCUGCGAUAUAUUAUACUGUAUUCAGCGGACUGUUUCAGUGAAACAGCAUUGUAUUGUAAUUUCUAAAAUAGUAACUUAAUAAAAUAUACAUAUUUAUUGUUUAGUUCUUUCACAUUCCCUGAUGUCAGUUAACAACUAAUAUGAAUACAGUGAUAUUCACACUACGCAUGUCUUCACGAGAUCAUGGCUGAAAGGUGGAAAAAAUGAUUUCAUAUGGUGAUAAAGGUGUAAAAUGUUCUUAAAUAUUUAUACUAACUAUUACUAUUUAAGUGGUGUUUUUAUUUUCUUAUAUCGAGAGUUUGAUGAACAGUUGAAGAAAGGGAUUACAACCUGCAUGGGAAAGUUACCAAAGUAUGUAGUUUUAAUCUCCUUCCAUGUCUUAUCACUGUUAGCAGACUGCUUUUAGAGGUACUUUAUUAAAAACUGUACAACAGUGGAUCUACUUUUACAAUAAAAUGACUCAACUUGAAAACAA